GCACUCAGGAGAUUCCAAGAACCUGUAUGCAAUUGGCACAUGCAGGAUAGAUGGAGUUUGCUGGUCACUGCCAGUUUCAGUGUGACCUGUCCCAGGAACAGGGUGGGAAGUGAUACAGCAGGACACUUGAUCUCUAGUAUGCACACAAAAAGUCAUGGAGGAGGAAGAGGAGGAAGCCUGUCUUCGUAGUGCUAGAAGGCACUCUGCAGGCUGAUGUGGGAGGGUUGUCAUCAACAGUUGCAGCUGUGGACUCCUGUAACAGGGACAACUCUCUUGGAAGUAAUUAGCCACUUGUGAAAUUUGAGACCUCCACAGAAAGAAAUUCACAUAUGGUACUGAAGCUUAGUUAAAUGCUCCUGAUUAAGGAGGAUAUAGGUCCUACCUACUUGGGAAGCAACCGCUGUAAUUUAGUGAAAUGAUCUGAAUGGUCUCAUCAAAUUGUCUUCUAAAUAAUUGUAGCCAUAGAUUAGUGUUAAGGUUAACUUCAGUUCACAGAGAUCUGCAUGGCCUUGAGUGCUAGGACUAAAGGUGUGUGCCACCAUGCUUAGCAAUUUUACGUUUGUGUAUGUGUACAUGUCUGCCAUGUGCAGCUGCCCGAGGAUGACAGAAAGGGGCAUUGGGUCUUCUGGAGCUGCAGUACAAGAGCUACUGACAAAUUCUAGGACCUAAAGUUGGGUCCCUCAAGAAGAUCAGCAAGUACUCUACCAGCGUGGGCCAUCUCUCCAGUCACAGAGGCUUCGAUUGCAUGGGAAGGAGGGAGCACAGUGGGAGCUGCAGGAUCGAAAUGUGGCCACUCCGAGAGAUUACUAUUUUGCACUGGCCCACACCGUCCGGGACCACCUCGUGGGACGUUGGAUCCGCACACAGCAGCAUUACUACGAAAAGGACCCCAAGAGGAUCUACUACCUGUCUCUGGAAUUCUACAUGGGACGGACACUGCAGAACACCAUGGUGAACCUGGCCUUGGAGAAUGCCUGUGAUGAGGCCACCUACCAGCUGGGCUUGGACAUGGAGGAGCUGGAGGAGAUCGAGGAGGAUGCAGGGUUGGGCAAUGGGGGCCUGGGACGCCUGGCAGCUUGCUUCUUGGACUCCAUGGCUACACUGGGGCUAGCUGCCUACGGUUAUGGGAUCCGCUAUGAGUUUGGGAUUUUUAACCAGAAGAUCUGUGGGGGUUGGCAGAUGGAAGAAGCUGAUGACUGGCUUCGCUAUGGAAACCCAUGGGAGAAGGCCCGCCCAGAGUUCACGCUGCCUGUGCACUUCUAUGGUCGAGUGGAGCACACCAGCCAGGGUGCCAAGUGGGUGGACACACAGGUGGUGUUGGCCAUGCCCUAUGACACUCCUGUGCCUGGCUAUCGAAACAACGUUGUCAACACCAUGCGCCUCUGGUCGGCCAAGGCACCUAAUGACUUCAACCUCAAGGACUUCAACGUUGGCGGCUACAUCCAGGCGGUGCUGGACCGAAACCUGGCUGAGAACAUCUCACGUGUUUUGUACCCCAAUGAUAACUUCUUUGAAGGGAAGGAGCUGCGGCUGAAGCAGGAGUACUUUGUGGUGGCUGCCACCCUCCAAGACAUCAUCCGGCGCUUCAAGUCCUCCAAGUUUGGCAGCCGUGAUCCUGUGCGCACGAACUUUGACGCCUUCCCUGAUAAGGUGGCCAUCCAGCUCAAUGACACUCACCCCUCUUUGGCCAUCCCUGAGCUGAUGAGGAUCCUGGUGGACCUGGAACGACUGGACUGGGACAAGGCCUGGGACGUGACAGUGAAGACCUGUGCCUACACCAACCACACAGUGCUGCCUGAAGCCCUGGAGCGCUGGCCAGUGCACCUCAUGGAGACACUGCUGCCCCGCCACCUGCAGAUCAUUUACGAGAUCAACCAGCGGUUCCUUAACCGAGUGGCGGCUGCAUUUCCUGGGGACGUAGAUAGGCUGCGGCGCAUGUCCCUCGUGGAGGAAGGAGCGGUGAAACGCAUCAACAUGGCACACCUGUGCAUUGCUGGCUCGCACGCAGUCAACGGUGUGGCUCGCAUCCAUUCGGAGAUCCUCAAGAAAACCAUCUUCAAGGACUUUUAUGAGCUGGAGCCUCACAAGUUCCAGAACAAGACCAAUGGCAUCACCCCUCGGCGCUGGCUGGUUCUGUGUAACCCUGGGCUGGCAGAGGUCAUUGCUGAGCGCAUUGGUGAGGAGUAUAUCUCAGACCUGGACCAGCUGCGCAAGCUGCUCUCCUAUGUGGAUGAUGAAGCCUUCAUCCGUGAUGUGGCCAAAGUGAAACAGGAAAACAAGUUGAAAUUCUCUGCAUACCUCGAGAGGGAGUACAAAGUCCACAUCAACCCCAACUCGCUCUUCGACGUCCAGGUGAAAAGGAUUCAUGAAUAUAAGCGCCAGCUUCUCAAUUGCCUUCACAUCAUCACCUUGUAUAACCGCAUCAAAAGGGAGCCCAACAGGUUCAUGGUGCCAAGGACUAUCAUGAUUGGAGGCAAGGCUGCCCCCGGGUACCACAUGGCUAAGAUGAUCAUCAAGCUUAUCACUGCCAUUGGGGAUGUGGUGAACCACGAUCCUGCGGUAGGAGACCGCCUCCGAGUGAUCUUCCUGGAGAACUACCGAGUCUCACUGGCUGAGAAAGUUAUCCCCGCCGCUGACCUCUCAGAGCAGAUCUCCACUGCGGGCACCGAGGCCUCGGGCACUGGCAACAUGAAGUUCAUGCUGAAUGGGGCUCUGACCAUCGGCACCAUGGACGGCGCCAACGUGGAGAUGGCAGAGGAGGCGGGGGAGGAGAACUUCUUCAUCUUCGGCAUGCGAGUGGAGGACGUGGAUAGGCUGGACCAGAGAGGGUACAAUGCCCAGGAGUACUACGACCGAAUUCCUGAGCUUCGGCAGAUCAUCGAACAGUUAAGCAGCGGCUUCUUCUCCCCCAAACAGCCUGACCUGUUCAAGGACAUUGUCAACAUGCUCAUGCACCAUGACCGGUUUAAAGUCUUUGCAGAUUAUGAGGAAUAUAUUAAAUGCCAGGACAAAGUCAGUGAGUUGUACAAGAACCCAAGAGAGUGGACACGGAUGGUGAUCAGGAACAUAGCCACCUCUGGCAAGUUUUCCAGUGACCGCACCAUUGCCCAGUAUGCCCGGGAGAUCUGGGGUGUUGAACCUUCUCGCCAGCGCCUGCCAGCCCCGGAUGAGAAGAUCUGAGCUUUCACACCAGACCCCAUACCUACCCUUGAGUCUGUUUGCAAUUCCUGGGAUCAGGCCCACUCCAGGUGGUGGGCCUCUGGAAUUAUAUCUCUACCCUCACCCUUUGGGAACCCUCUUUUCCCAAUCUCUAGGUCCCGAUGCCCAGUGUGACUAAAGACCCUGCCCUCUUCUUUUCCCUCAACUCCCUACCUCUUUUAUUUAUGUAUGGGGUCUAACCAAAUGCACCCACUCCCCAAUAAAUCGACUCUCCCUGAGCUUCCUUA
Molecule: messenger RNA, 3446 nt
Organism: Grammomys surdaster
Lineage: Eukaryota; Metazoa; Chordata; Mammalia; Rodentia; Muridae
Gene: Pygm
Product: glycogen phosphorylase, muscle associated
Exons: 21
Coding region: 925-3180 (751 amino acids)
Biological process (GO): glycogen catabolic process
Cellular component (GO): cytoplasm
Molecular function (GO): glycogen phosphorylase activity; pyridoxal phosphate binding
Source: RefSeq, a predicted model, not a curated record